Molecule: messenger RNA, 345 nt
Organism: Parnassius apollo (apollo)
Lineage: Eukaryota; Metazoa; Arthropoda; Insecta; Lepidoptera; Papilionidae
Source: the annotation of a GenBank genome assembly
AUGGUUGCAAAACCAUCUCUGCUACGGCCGCGUUGGCCUGGAAGAAAAUGCUAUCGUAGAUUCAAUCAAGACAAAAAAUCGGCAUGGAGAUGUGCUCAGUGCAAGAAUACAAAAAAUGAACUAUCGAUCAACGAAGUCAUAUUCAAAGAGAUCCGUUACAUUAAAAGUAGGGUUAACUAUACACCAGAAUUGCUGGAAGAUGUCAAGACCAUCAAGUGCAAACUGGAGGAGCUUAAAGACGCUUGUAAUGUAAACAACAAGCGAUUGGACGAGUUCGACGCCAGAAUUGCAACAACGGAGGAAAACGUAUCAGAGAUCAUCAUAUCAAGGACAAUCUCGCCAUAA